Messenger RNA from Etheostoma spectabile (orangethroat darter), 4379 nucleotides. RefSeq names its product leukemia inhibitory factor receptor. NCBI's taxonomy places the organism in Eukaryota, Metazoa, Chordata, Actinopteri, Perciformes, Percidae. The record is from RefSeq and is a predicted model, not a curated record. Gene Ontology annotation, cellular component: membrane. The transcript is spliced from 18 exons. Bases 366 to 3065 code for a protein of 899 amino acids. Gene Ontology annotation, molecular function: protein binding; cytokine receptor activity.
ACCUUCUGAGUGCACGCGAGGCAUGUCUGAUCUGGCCACAGUGACUCACGGUUACCAGAAGGCAGCCGCUCCAUUUCCUGCGUUGAAGUCCACCCGGAUUUCACAGGAACUAUGAGCUCAAAACGGAAAUGCUUUCCAAGGCGUGUAUCAUUGGCUACUUGUAAAAGGGAGUGAUUGCUGCAGGGCGUAACUUGACACUGUGACUUGUUCUGUUUUCUUCUUACCACUUAUUGCCUUCAGAAGAUCCAUGAAGUCAGACUUCCUAGUGUAUAUAGUGGAGGUUUCUGAUGUCUCGUCUACGAUGACAGCACCAAAUCCACCAGUUCUUGCUGACUAGUUUACAUUAAAGGAACAGCUGAUCCCAAAUGGUCCGUGUAUGGGGGACUAUGAUGAUCCCAUGGGUGUUACUGGUCUCACUCUUCUGCAAGAGCACACAAGAUGGAAAUGGCCAAGAAAGUGGUGUCCUGCAUUGUGGAGCUCAGAAUCUGAAACUAACCGGCUCCGGUCAGAUGAUCCUGUUAACGUGGGAGGACACGCCUUCCUGCUCUGCAGUACAGGAUGUGCUGAUCUAUGAGCUGCAGGUUCUCAUAGCGGACAAGAAGGAACAUUAUGAUGAAGUUGCUGUGACGCCUGACCAGAUAGGAUCUACUCACUCCUGGAACUGGACGUCAUAUUUGGCACUGGAGUGCGCUUCCCAUUCAGUGAGGCUCAGUUCCCGAUACAAAAAUCAUACAAGCCCAUGGAAGCAAGAGACUCUUCCCGGGGUUGAAACAUCAACACCACAGGUUUAUCCAAAGGACAAAUCCUUCAAGGUUGGCAGUACAGUCACCUUCUGCUGUGUUCUGCCUGCGGGGGACGUUUUUGGCAAAUUGUAUCUGUCUGGGUAUAAUGGUGCUGGUAUAAAUACCAGGAUCAGCAAUCAGACCUACGCCUUGACCGUCCACCUGAACCAGGCGUCAGAAUACAGUUGCACCGAUGUAAAAUGUGAACUGAAUGGUGUAUAUGGGGCUUGUGCUUAUAUUGGCUACCCACCUAAAGUCACGGACCUUCAAUGUGAAACCCAAGAUCUGCAAUCAGUUGAUUGCCACUGGACAUAUAAAGACUCAAGACAAACCUUUAGAAAUCCAACAGAAUAUCAUCUACUUGAAAGUCCGUCAAUCUGUGCACGGUCGCCCGAGACGAGAUGCUCCCAAAAACUACGAGUCGACGCUCGCGAGAGAAACUGGACAUUAACAGCAAGGAAUUCUUUUGGCACGGUGGAGCUUUCCGACACUGCAGACCUGACCAAAAGAGUGCACAUGUUCCCUCCAAAGGGAGUGACAGCUUCGAGUGUGAAUACCAGAAAUGUCACCUUGGGGUGGGAGUGGACGGUGCAACAGUACUACAAUCUCAGUUUAAUAUGCCAAGUGAAAAUGAACAACCAUGGGGAAAACACCAUAAGUGAACACGUUGGAGUUGGUCUUAACUUUGCUGUUUUGAAUGACCUGAUACCAAAUUGGAAAUAUCAUGUGAAAAUACGAUGCAGAACAGCACAACAUUUCUGGAAAUGGAGCACCUGGAGCACAAGGGUCAGCUUCCAUACAAAGGCUGAUGUUCCAGAUGCUCUUGAUGUCUGGAUGCAGGUGAUGGACAACCAUAUUAUAAUCAUCUGGAAGAAGCCACUGCCCCACCAGAGUCAUGGAGACAUCAAAGACUAUGAAGUGACCUGGACAAAGAUCACAGAGAGAGAGCGACAAAAUAGGACCAAAGUGGGUCCCAACAUUAACAGCCUUGCCCUCAGUCUGGACACCACUGUUGAGCAUAUCGUCACGGUUACAGCUAGGAAUAUAAACGGCAGUUCACCCCCAUCAACCAUCACCAGCUCCAAUCCAGACAGAACCAGAGUGACCACUUCUUUGAUUAUUGGCAGCAACGGUAGCUUCAAGCUGUCCUGGUCUGCCAGUCCUACAGCCAGCUGUGGCUACAUAGUGGACUGGUGUCCUACCGUAGGAAGCUGCACUGUGGAGUGGCUGAAAGUGCCUCCCAAUCAGACUAAUGCCAGUAUAUCUUCAAAAAACUUCAAAGAUGGACUGAGAUACACUCUGUCGGUAUAUGCCUGCACCCAGGGAGCUCCAGUGCUACUGCAAAGAAGGGAGGGCUAUGUCGCAGAGAAAAAGAUACAAAACAACCUGUUUAAAUCCUUGAGGGGGCAACAGCAGAACUGGGAUUACGAGGUAUCCUGGGAGCCUGUACCUCUAAGAGAGCAGACUGCUUUUGUCCAAGGCUACGUCCUGUAUUGUCUGGACAACAACGAGAAAGUCUUCAACUUCAGCACAGACAAUCCCGAGGCCACUAGCCUGACAGCAAGAAACCUUAAAAUCAGUUCCUACACAUUCACCGUAAAGGCACGGACGGCGGUUGGAGAAUGCGGCGAUACAUCCAUCACUGCCACCUUGAAUUCACUGACUGAUAACAUGAUCAAGGCGGUCUUCAUUUCCCUUGCCAUUGCUUUUGGUCUCCUUUCCCUCAUCACUAUUGUUUGCUACAGACAUUGGACAUGUAUCAAAGCUACGGUCUAUCCUCCAAUUCCAAAGCCAGUGUUGACAUCAACGGGUGAACAUGGAUGUCAUCAUAUUCACAUGGAUCAGUGUCACUAUAGUGAAGCAGAUAUCACGGAUGUUCCGGAACUGUAUUGUAGUGCAGGAGCACCAACAGAUGGUUUGGUCAGCCAGGAGAACAUGCCAUUUGUUUUUUCACAAACUCCAAUUGGUUACUACAACCAGACCCUGGAAAAGCCCACCCCACCGCCCCUCAGUUUACCAUAUACAGCCAUCCCAUCUCAGUCAUGGUUACCAUCUUCUCCAUUUAGAAGGGAAUUUCCUAAUGCGUCAUACAACCUGAUAAUGCAGCCUGGGAAUCCGCAAUCCAACUCACGUCCUGAGCUUCAGGAGGGAACGUCUCUAGAGAGAAGCUCCAAUGGAUACCAGCCUCAUGAUCACACCGAGACCUUCACUACACACCAGACAGAAGAAGGUCCAGAGGAUCCUAUACCCUGUGUCUUUAGUUACAUAUUGUUACCACAGUAAUCUUCCAGAUAGCUUCUGCAUGCAAUGCCGGUAUGCUAAGUAGGGAGGCCAGAAAGCAAUCUUAAGGAAUGGAGAUGAUUGUAUGUCCACUACUCAGGUCUAUGCUGAAAUAGCUCAACAACUAGUGGGUAGAUCGCUAUGAAAUUCAUAACAGACAUUCAAGGCCCCUAGUCACUAAAUCAUACUUUGGUGAUCCCCUAACCCCUCAUGUAGAGCCACCAUGAGGUAGACGUCGUUGGUUGUCAUUGAAAGCAACUAUUGCCAUGAACUUUGUUACGGACCUUCAUGAUCCCAGAGAACGAGUAGCGCCAUCAUCAGGUAACAGUUUCAAUUUCUCCUUUACGCUGUACUUUGUGUUUAGUGCUGUUAGCAUUCUAACACACAUGACACAAAACUGUUUUUGGGUGUUCGUGGCCUUCAGGGGCCCAAGUUGUUGAAGGUCCUUGUGCGUUUUUGACAAUGUUGUUGAGUUUGUUCUUUUCUUCUCCAGCUAUUGUGGUCAUUGUCAGUUGCUGAUCUUGUUUCUGUUUUUGUCACGUGUAAGAAAAUAGCAGGCUUGGACCCAAAAAUGCAGUGUAGAGACAAGGAGGCAGCGGGCCGAUUAUUAAAUGAGUACUGAGUGAAAGCGGCUCACAGCGGAAGGAGUCUUGAUUCGUGGAAGGCAGGCAAUCUUAAAGGUGGCAGGAAGACAAAAUGCUGGAUGGAAGUAACGGGGCUUUUCGGUGUUGCGCUAAUCCCUACGCCCAAAUAGCAGCGCUUCGUCUUUCUGAGAAUAUAGUUCCCAGUUAGUACGGUUAGUGCGGUUAGAAGAUGGCUGGGUGUCAUGUGACCUUGUUAUUUGUACACCCUGUGACUAUACAAACCACAACAUGUAUAUAGGAACAUGUUGGUGUUAUUUUGUCACUUAUUGGGAGCAGUAGCUAGUUACUAGCUAGAACCUGCAGGCUAAGCUAAGCUAAGCUAAGCUAAUGCUGGGGGCGUCAGAUACAGCACACAGGGUGAUGAAGGGUAUGUCUGGACUUGUCUAACUCUGAGGGACACGGUGAGUACGCUAAAGUCCCAAUAAGUCGGCGUGUUCCUUUAACGCCUAAAGGAAACUAAAGCAAGUUCAGUUGCCCCUGCCCCUUGACUUAACCCUUCUGGGUCAAGACCUUGAUGGCUGGGAAUCUGGAGACGUCUUGUUGUUGGCCUUGUUGUGUCAUGAAUGAUCCCAGAUGAAGAAGUAUACACUGUGAAUUUAUUGUAUAAUAAAACUUGACUGUAAUUUUUUCCAAUGCAGUUGGCUGUGUAUGUGUACAUACGUUUUAAAUGAAU